AUGAGAUCCACCGUCUUUGGUGGACAACGUUUGGAAAAACAAUCUGAUGAUUUAAGUGCUGAGAAGCGUGCGCAAUUUGAAGAAGAUCUCGUGAAGGAGAAUGAGGCUCUGUUGAACGCUUUGGGUAAUACAGCAGCUAAAGUGAAAACUUCCGCAGAUACAUUACGACAAGAGGUGGAAGAACAAAAUCAAAUGCUUUCUUUCGUGGGUUCCGCCUUCUCGCGUGCAUCGAGUGGUGUCAAUCGGUCUGUGGGUCGUAUCGGAGAGGUGGUGCAACGUUAUGGAUUCCGCCACACACUUUUAAUUGGGGUUGUGGUGUUUUUCGUUUUGAUCUUCUUUUGGUGCGUUCUACUGCGAUAG
Molecule: messenger RNA, 360 nt
Organism: Trypanosoma brucei brucei TREU927
Lineage: Eukaryota; Euglenozoa; Kinetoplastea; Trypanosomatida; Trypanosomatidae
Exons: 1
Coding region: 1-360 (119 amino acids)
Source: RefSeq, a predicted model, not a curated record